AUGGCUCGGUUUCUACCAAAGUUUAAGGACGACUCCGAUGAUAUGAGCACAGACAACGCACCGGAGGCCAAAGCGACACAGAAACCUCAUCGUAGUGGGCUGAUGUCCCAGAAGGCUACGAGCUCAAGGUCUGGCGACAAACGACGACAGUCCCCAGAGAUUGACGAGCUAGCCGAGGACGAGAAGCACCAUGCGAAAAGACAACGCCGUCCGAACGACCUGAAGACACCGCCCAGAGUUGAUAUUGCAGCACUUGAAAGCCGGCGGACCGUUGCCAUCGCCAAGCGUGAUGUGGAAGAGGUACAACGGAUCACGGACCAGCUCGAGGGCAAUCGGUUGUCCUCCCGAACCUAUCAACAAUCCUCAAAACAGCCCCCUGAAGCUAUUGACAGCGACGACGAGCUAAAUGCAUCCCCAACAAAGGAAAUCGACGCCUCGAGGGACUCACGCAUGUCGCUCAAUGGCCAAGUCUCGCCCUUGAACCGUAAAACUCCAAAGGGAGAUAUACGCAAGACGAAAUUUCAAGAGAGGCAAGAAAGUCAAGAUGAGGAAGUCACUGUUUCUCGUGCCGUGUCGGGCAAGGUUCGCUUUGAUGCCAAGCAAUGUGGUCAAAUAAUUCGGCUGAGACUGAACAAAAAAGAUACCUUCAGUCUAGUACCAGUCGACAAAGCGGGCGAAAAGCUGGACAUGCAAUGGUUGACACUGACGCUGCGAGACUGCAUUAAGAUCAAGUUCUCGGAGGAGUCACAGCAUCUUGUCUUUUUCCGGUCAUACAAGUCGGUAAUAUCGCCGAAGUUGUGUAUCGAAAUCCCGUCCAUUCCGGAUGUCAUUGCAAUUAUUCGAUGGAUUUUUAGCGCGAUCGCCACAGGAGCCCAGGAUCUGAAAUCUGUGAAACUCGAACACCCACCACGUGAAACGCUUCAAAAAGUCUUCGACAACCUGUACCAGAGCGCUCCAGCACAGGUAGAUCCAAAUAUGCAUCGGAUCAGGGAUCCCGAAUCGACAGAUGCUGCACAAAAUCAUAUACAGCAAGACAAACGCCGAGAUUGGGACAAGAUGUGGGAAGACAAGCCACUGAUCUAUCCCGCCAGUGGCAAGAAUCGCGCCCAAAUCAUCAAGGAUGAUAUUUCUAGGCUCGAAGAACACCAGUGUCUGAACGACAACCUCAUCGUCUUCUACCUCAGAUACCUUCAGGAUCAGCUGGAAACUGAGAAUGCGGGAUGGUCGGAACGAAUCUUGUUCAUGAAUCCUUGGUUUUACGAGAGAUUGGGCCAACAAAAGGGUCGAGGUGUCGACUAUGACGCGGUCAAGUCAUGGACUGCCAAGAUCGACUUGCUCUCCAAAGACUACAUCAUUGUUCCAGUAAACGAAGCAGCGCACUGGUAUCUGGCCAUCAUCUGCCAUCCUGGGAAACUCCUUCCAGCGACGGCGAGGGAUGACAACAAGACAAUUGUCACAAAUGUUGGUGAGGAGGACAUGCCUCAGCCGGGAAGCCAGAUACAGUCAACUCCAGACGCAGCUGUUGAUGUGCAAGAUGACAGUGAAGCAGAUGUUCGGAUUGUCUCUGACGUUGCUCCUGGCAAGUCUCCCAAGUUAUUCAAGGAAAUUGCCUUGAGCAAGGCGCAAACCCGGAAGCUCGAUGGUGGGGGGAAACGUCCAGCGGAACCCGGCGACGCUAGAAUCAUUACUCUGGACUCCAUGGGGAAUACCCACUCACGUACUUGCACCAACCUCAAGGAUUACCUAGUACAGGAGAUCAAGCACAAACAUCGGAUCGACGUCGAAACCCCGCCUCGUUUUGGUUGGACCGCCAGAGGCAUUCCCGAGCAAAGCGAUUUCAGCAGCUGCGGUAUCUUCCUCCUUGCGUAUGUCGAAAGGUUCCUGAAGCAACCAGAUCAGGUCAUCAGCGACAUCGUCAAUAAGAAAGACCUUGGAUGGUCGGACAUCGACCCAGUCGCCAUGCGUAUUAAUAUCCGAGAGCUUAUAAUAAGGCUACGACAAGAACAGAACGUCCAGCGCGACAAGGAAAGACAGGCCAAGCAAGACGCCAAAGCUCUUAAGCUGGCGCAAAAGAAAUUGGUCAUUCCAGCCGUGGAUUCGUCACCGGCACACGCUGCUCAAACAACUGUGGAAAGACCGGCAAUCUCACCGCCGCAGACCCCCAAGAUGGCCAGUCCCCGUCAGACCAAAACAUUGGUUCCUCGCCAAAACCCGUUCGGCCGCCUCCCCAAUCAAACCAGGCUCUGA
This is a messenger RNA of Verticillium nonalfalfae, 2247 nucleotides long. RefSeq lists its product as uncharacterized. Gene Ontology annotation, cellular component: cytoplasm; nucleus. The coding region runs from base 1 to 2247 and encodes 748 amino acids. NCBI's taxonomy places the organism in Eukaryota, Fungi, Ascomycota, Sordariomycetes, Glomerellales, Plectosphaerellaceae. Gene Ontology annotation, biological process: protein desumoylation. Gene Ontology annotation, molecular function: SUMO-specific endopeptidase activity. The record is from RefSeq and is a predicted model, not a curated record. The transcript has 4 exons.